AUGAAGAAAAAAAAAUCAAGAAUAGGUUUCAAGCACGCAAGUCAUAGGAAAGCACUUAAACAGCUUAAAAUAGUGGAUCUGCUGUCACUGAAAGGAGGUUUAACUAUAAGUGAUGAUAUUUUUCUACUAAGUGAUCAAUUUGAACUACUGAACAAGGGUAUUCUGUUUUCAACUCCUGAAUGUUUAAAGGUUCCUCAGGAUUUGGUAAAGCUAUAUUUACAUGAAUCCAGUCGUGUUUACCGUGACAAGAUGGUUGAUGACAAGGAUUUGGUUGUUUUUGAUAAAAUGCAAGCAGAGGCAGUGAAGAAGUUCUGUGAUGACAUAGAGGAAACUUUGGAACAGACCAAGAAGAUGAAUAUCUACUGCCAUUUUGCAAAAGGGGUAGGGGAACCCAAAUACAUGCCUGUCCAGAACUGGGAAUCACUGAGCCAGAUUCUCGUGGAAGCUUUGGACAACCACAAUGAAGUUAAUGCUGCCAUGAACCUGGUGCUGUUUGAAGAUGCCAUGUGCCACAUUUGCCGAAUCAACCGUAUCUUGGAAUCUCCCAGAGGGAAUGCUCUGCUGGUGGGUGUUGGUGGAAGUGGCAAGCAAAGCCUGACAAGAUUGGCAGCUUUCAUUAGCUCUCUGGAAAUUUUCCAAAUCACCUUGAGGAAAGGCUAUGGGAUUCCUGAUUUGAAGGCUGACUUAGCAGCACAAUAUAUUACAGCAGGAAUGAAGAAUGUGGGCACUGUCUUCCUUCUGACUGAUACUCAGCUGGCUGAGGAGAGAUUCUUAGUUCUGGUAAAUGACUUGCUAGCUUCAGGAGAAAUUCCUGAUCUUUUUCCUGAUGAAGAAGUAGAAAAUAUCAUAAGUAAUAUGAGGAAUGAAGUAAAAACUCAUGGCCUGAUGGACACGAGGGAGGCUUGUUGGAAAUUCUUCAUUGAUCGGGUUAGACGACAACUCAAGGUGGCACUUUGCUUUUCUCCAGUGGGGAACAAACUGAGAGUUCGUAGCCGGAAGUUCCCAGCCAUUGUGAACUGCACGGCGAUCGACUGGUUCCACGAGUGGCCUCAGGAAGCUCUGGAGUCAGUCAGCCUGCGCUUCUUGCAAGGGACAGGGGGCAUUGAGCCUCCUGUGAAAGAAUCUAUCAGCAAGUUCAUGGCUUACGUUCAUACCAGUGUCAAUGAGAUGUCUUAUUCUUACCUGACUAACGAACGUCGUUAUAAUUACACCACCCCCAAGUCGUUCUUGGAGCAAAUCAAACUGUACCAAAAUUUGCUGCUUAAAAAGAGAAACGAACUAACAGCAAAGAUGGAGCGAUUAGAAAAUGGUCUACAGAAGCUCCGUAGCACAUCAGCCCAGGUAGAUGACCUGAAAGCCAAACUCGCAGCUCAGGAGGUAGAGCUGAAGCAAAAGAAUGAAGAUGCCGACCAGCUGAUUCAGGUGGUGGGCACAGAGACAGAGAAAGUCAGUAAGGAGAAGGCUAUUGCUGAUGAGGAAGAGCAGAAGGUGGCCUUGAUUACCGAGGAGGUCCAGCAGAAACAGAAGGACUGUGAGAAAGAUUUGACACAAGCUGAACCUGCCCUUGCUGCUGCCCAGCAAGCCCUCAACACAUUGAAUAGGACCAAUCUGACGGAACUGAAGACAUUUGCAUCGCCACCGCCUGCUGUCAGCAAUGUUACUGCCGCCGUGAUGGUACUCAUGGCUUCAGGUGGUAAGGUCCCCAAGGACAGGAGCUGGAAAGCAGCUAAGAUGGCCAUGAACAAGGUUGACAGCUUCCUAGACUCUUUGAUUCACUUCAACAAAGAGAAUAUACAUGAGAACAGCCUCCGAGCCUUGCAACCUUAUCUUCAGGAUACAACCUUCAGCCCAGAACUGGUGGCAUCCAAGUCCUAUGCAGCUGCUGGGCUCUGCUCUUGGGUCAUCAACAUUGUGCGCUUUUACAACGUGUACUGUGAUGUCGAGCCCAAGCGUCAGGCUCUCCACAAAGCCAAUGCUGAGCUUGCUAAUGCCCAGGAAAAGCUGGCUAAUAUCAAGGCCAAAAUUGCACACCUUAAUGAAAACCUGGCAAGGCUGACAGCCAAAUUUGAGAAGGCCACUGUGGAGAAGCUGAAAUGUCAGCAAGAUGCAGAAGCCACUGCAAAUACCAUCUCCCUUGCAAAUCGCCUGGUUGGGGGUCUGGCCUCUGAAAAUGUGAGAUGGGCUGAUUCAGUAAGAGAUUUCAAACUGCAAGAAAACGCAUUGUGUGGUGAUGUCCUGUUGAUUACUGCCUUUGUCUCCUAUCUGGGUUAUUUCAGCAAGAAAUAUAGACAAGACCUGAUGGAUCAUGCAUGGAAACCAUACUUGAAGCAGCUAAAAGUUGCAAUUCCUGUCACUCCCUCUUUGGACCCUCUGAAGAUGCUCACUGAUGAUGCUGACAUAGCAGCUUGGCAAAAUGAAGGUUUACCAGCUGACCGCAUGUCUGCUGAAAAUGCUACCAUUCUGACCAACUGUGAGCGCUGGCCACUCAUGGUUGACCCCCAGCUGCAGGGCAUCAAGUGGAUAAAAGCCAAGCAUGGAGAAGACCUCAGAGUGACUCGAAUUGGCCAGAAGGGGUAUCUGGAUAUUGUGGAACAAGCUCUUGCUGCUGGGGAAGUUGUUCUGAUUGAGAAUUUGGAAGAAUCUGUAGAUCCAGUGUUAGGUCCAUUGCUGGGUCGAGAGACAAUAAAAAAAGGAAGGUUCAUUAAAAUUGGAGAUAAAGAAUGUGAAUACAACCCCAGUUUCCGACUAAUUCUUCAUACAAAACUAGCAAAUCCCCAUUACCAACCAGAAAUGCAAGCACAGUGCACCCUCAUCAACUUCACUGUGACUCGGGAUGGUCUAGAAGAUCAGCUGCUGGCAGCAGUUGUAAGCAUGGAGAGGCCUGACCUGGAAGAAUUAAAGUCUGAUCUCACAAAACAGCAGAAUGGUUACAAAAUUACCUUAAAAACUUUGGAGGACAACUUGCUGUCCCGUCUCUCGUCUGCCUCAGGGAAUUUUUUAGCCGAUACUGCCUUGGUGGAGAAUCUGGAAGUCACUAAACAAACAGCUGCAGAAAUUGAAGAUAAGGUCCAGGAGUCCAAGAUAACAGAAACCAAGAUUAAUGAGGCAAGGGAACAUUACCGUCCUGCAGCAGCUCGUGCUUCACUGCUAUAUUUCAUCAUGAAUGACCUCAACACCAUCAAUCCCAUGUACCAAUUUUCCCUAAAGGCAUUUAAUGUGGUCUUCCAGAAAGCUGUCUCAAGAGCUCCAGCAGAUGAGAUCCUGAAAGAGCGAGUAAACAACCUGAUUGAUAGCAUCACAUUCUCAGUGUUUCAAUAUACAACUCGUGGACUCUUUGAAUGUGACAAACUGACUUACACAGCCCAAGUCACUUUCCAGAUACUUCUGAAGAACAAAGAAAUCGGUGCAAUGGAACUUAACUUUCUGCUGCGAUAUCCUGCCCAAACAGGAGUCACCAGUCCAAUAGAUUUUUUGACAAAUCAGUCAUGGGGUGGCAUCAAGGCCCUGUCAUCCAUGGAACAAUUUCGGAACCUUGACCGUGACAUUGAAGGGUCUGCCAAGCGUUGGAAGAAGUUAGUGGAAUCUGAAUGCCCUGAAAAGGAGAGGUUUCCUCAGGAAUGGAAGAAUAAGUCAGCUUUGCAGCAUCUGUGUAUGAUGAGAGCACUAAGACCUGACCGUAUGACUUAUGCUGUCCGGGAUUUUGUGGAAGAAAAGCUUGGGAGCAAAUAUGUGGCGGGACGAUCUCUGGAUUUCGCAACAUCGUAUGAAGAGUCAGGACCUGAGACCCCUAUGUUCUUUAUCCUCUCACCUGGAGUGGAUCCCUUGAAAGAUGUAGAAAAACAUGGAAAGAAACUUGGCUACACAUUUAACAACCGGAAUCUCCAUAAUGUCUCACUGGGGCAAGGUCAAGAGAUAGUAGCAGAACAAGCCCUCGACCUGGCAGCAGCAGAAGGACACUGGGUUAUCUUGCAGAAUAUUCACCUGGUGGCCAAGUGGUUGAGUUCUCUGGAGAAGAAACUAGAGCAGCACAGCGAAGGUAGUCACCCUGAUUUCCGGAUCUUUAUCAGUGCAGAACCUGCAGCUUCUUCUGAGAGCCAUCUGAUACCACAGGGUAUCCUUGAGAAUUCCAUCAAAAUCACAAAUGAACCUCCAACUGGGAUGCAUGCCAAUCUGCACAAGGCUCUGGACAACUUCAACCAGGACACCCUGGAGAUGUGUACCCGUGAGAAUGAGUUCAAGAGCAUCCUUUUUGCCCUGUGUUAUUUCCAUGCUGUGGUAGCAGAAAGGCGCAAAUUUGGCCCCCAAGGCUGGAAUCGUUCAUACCCAUUUAACUUUGGAGACCUCACAAUUUCUGUCAAUGUUCUAUACAAUUACUUGGAGACUACUUCUAAGGUUCCCUAUGAUGACCUUCGGUACCUCUUUGGAGAGAUCAUGUAUGGGGGUCACAUCACAGAUGAUUGGGACAGGCGUCUCUGUAAGUCCUACUUAGAAGAAUUUAUCAAGCCUGAAAUGCUGGAGGGAGAAUUCUUACUGGCGUCUGGAUUUCCCCUUCCAGGAAACAUGGACUACAAUGGUUAUCAUCAGUAUAUAGAUGAUGCCCUACCUCCCGAAUCUCCGUAUCUGUAUGGCCUCCACCCCAAUGCAGAAAUUGGCUUCUUAACCCAAACAUCAGAGAAGCUUUUCCGUACUGUUUUGGAGCUACAGCCUCGAGACACUAAUCUUGGAGAAGGUGUAGGAACUACUCGGGAAGAGAAGGUGAAGGCGCUGCUUGAUGAUAUCCUGGAGAAAUUAGCGGACGAGUUUAAUAUUCCUGAGCUGAUGGCCAAAGUUGAAGAGAGAACACCAUACAUAGUGGUUGCCUUCCAGGAAUGUGAACGCAUGAACUUUCUCACUUGUGAGAUUAAGCGGUCGCUGAGAGAGCUGGACCUGGGACUGAAGGGUGAAUUAACCAUGACCAAUGAUAUGGAGACUUUACAGAAUGCCAUCUUCUUAGAUAUGGUGCCUGAAUCAUGGACCAGGAGAGCUUAUCCUUCCAUGUCUGGUUUAGGCAGUUGGUUCACCGACCUUCUCAGUCGCAUCAGAGAGCUUGAAACAUGGAUAGGAGACUUCAUGCUACCAUCUGUGGUGUGGCUGGCAGGAUUCUUUAACCCACAGUCUUUCUUGACAGCCAUAAUGCAGUCCAUGGCCCGAAAAAAUGAGUGGCCUCUGGACAAAAUGACGCUGCAAUGUGAUGUGACUAAGAGGAAUCGUGAAGAGUUCACCAGUCCUCCACGGGAAGGUGCAUAUAUUCAUGGCUUGUUCAUGGAGGGCGCACGCUGGGAUAUGCAGACUGGAUUAAUUGCUGAUGCCAGACUGAAGGACUUGACUCCACCCAUGCCAAUUAUUUUCAUCAAAGCCAUCCUUGUUGACAAGCAAGACACACGCAACGUAUAUCCAUGUCCUGUAUAUAAAACACGCCAACGGGGUCCUACCUAUAUUUGGACAUUUAACCUGAAGACUAAAGAGAAACCAUCCAAAUGGAUUUUAGCAGGGGUUGCUCUCCUCCUGCAAAUUUAGACUUCAGUUCACUUCUCUUUUUCUAGCAGCCUUGUCAAAAAAAAAAAAGUCAUAUUUUCUUAUUUGGUAUUUGCUUCACAGAAUAAAUAAACGCCCAGUGUUGUUUCAUGCAUAUAUACAUCUUUCAAAAAAUGAAAGACGAGUUGAAUUAUAUUCAAGCACACCACAGGGUUUCAACUUUAUUACAUUUUUAAAUAAAAGGUGCCUGCUUGGUUUAUGUACCAUAAAUAAGUAAUAACUAUUAUCCAAUUUACAAAACAGGACAUGUUUAAAUAAUAGGUAAACAGGCAUAGAAAUUCAUGUAAGUCAGUCUUAGGUCUUCAGAUAUGUUGGGAUUAUAAUUCUCAAAAUUCCCAAUUAGCUGUGCUAAUUGAUAUUUCUGGAAGUUAUAAUCUUGGUGUAUUUGUAGUGUACUGCCAGCAUGAGAAAAGCUGACUUCAGCUGAAACCUUUUCAAAUGGUGACAUAAAUAUUGUGCAAGCUUCAACGGGAAGACCAUUCCAUCAACAGAGAUCCAAAUCAUAAAAAGCUCCUCUUCCCUGUUUCCUUUCAGCCACAAUUCGUUUGGCAAGGGGGGCUAGAAUGGAAGGGAUGGGCAUAUGUUUGAGAUGGAUAGUCUUUUGGGCGUACUGGUCCUAAACCAUGAGAACCUUGAAAGAUCAACACCACUGUGUUGAAUUGCAUAUAAAAACAUACAGCAAGCAAUUCAAGCCCCAUUUUUGAAUAAUUGUAUUUGCUAAUUAAGCUUCAAGUCAUCAAAUGCAGAGAAAAAUACCACUUUUUAGUACUCCUACUACUGUUACAUGAUUCAAAGAGCAAGUGCUGUUGUGCUGGAUUUUUUUCUCCAGAGCUAAAUUUUGGCAUUGGCUUCAAAAAGAGACUUUCAUACACACUUUGAGGCAUAAAUGGGUAUGUUUGAGAUGUUUCUUUACCGAUGAUUCAUGUCUUAGCAAUGCAGAGAAAAAGUGACAAGGUUAUUAAACAAGGUGAAAUUUGUAAUGUAGAAAGUAAAUGUAAGAGUUUGGAAUGGAACUAAUUUGUUUAAAAAAAAUAUUUCUACUCUGUUGUCAAUGAUGGUCUUCUCCUGCCCUCUACUUUGCAGUGUUACUGUAUUUCUGACUGCUCAAAUUAUAUGUUUCUAAUUGCAUAUGCUAAGCUCAUACCUGCUUGUCCAAACCAGCUUUUUGAGUUAGUGGGAAAACCAUAGAAGAGAGUUCAUAUUAAAAGCUUACAGUAAAUAAGGAUUUCUGUAAUUCUCCUUGAGUGAUCCAAUAAUUUCCAAACACUAGUUGCUUAUUAUAACACUGUUUGUUGUUUUUGAAGUUUCUAUGGUGAUCCUUUUUACAUUUUCACUAUAGUUAACUGUGGUGUUCCCCCAUUAGGUGAAAAUAUGAGAUAAGAAUGUCAUCAGGAAGCCUAAUUAUUGAUAAUAAAAUGCCCACAAUGGUGACAGAAGAGCCACAGCAUAUAUCCACCCCCCAAAUGAAUGAAAACAGCUUUCUCUGGAGAUAACUUGUCCUCAAGACAAUAUCCAACUAUAACUGAUUCAGAUGGGGGCUGGUAAACUAUUAUCAAAAUCCAUGGCAAGUGGCCAGAUCCAUUUUGUCUCCAAGGAAUGUAUCUGAUUACUGACAAAGAAAUACCAGUGUGCACUUAGCGUGUGAGAUUAUUGGCAAUACAAAUGCUUUGUUAAAAUCUGAAUUGCUUUGCAUCCUAAACACAAUGCACCAAGAAUCUUAAAUCUCUAGCACAAACACAGUCUUAUUAUUUUGAGAAGCCUCUCAAGCAUUUGUUGGGGGGGGAAAAAUCUCAGUAAAAAAUCUUAACACUUUAACAUCCAUGCUUGAAAAACUGAGUUGUAGCUCCCCCUGUUUUUCUAUUUUUUAAAAAAUAUUGUUAAAGGAUAUAUAAGGGAAUAUGGCAGGAUACAGAUAUGAGUAUUACAUCAAGUAGAUAUGUAAUGCACUCUGUUGCAAUUCACUGCUUUGAUGAAAAAUUAAAUAUCAUUAAUAAAGGAACUCAAUAAUAACCUUUGCUGGUAUCAUGAGACUACUAGUUUCAUUUUUAAAAGUUCCCCACUGUGUUCACUUUAUUUCUACAAAGAAAUAGCAUACUGUCUUUAUCCCUUUGUGUAGAUUUCCACUUACCAUUCUUCACAGUGAGAUAUCAAGCACUAUAUAACAUAACUUUCUGGGAAUUAAAGUGAGAUUUGAGUAUUAAAAGCAAGUUCUGACUUUCUGAAUCUUAAUAUUUUAGGCUCUUUUAAAAUGCAAACUCCCUUUAUUCAACAGAACAGCAUGAUGAAAAGGCUGGUAAAAGCUGCCGCCACAGUGGAUGAGUUGGUCAUCCAUACUCAAUGGAAGCAAUUUGAUCUCAGUGGCUCUGCACAGUCUUUGAACUUGUUCAAUAUUCCCCACCACGGUGGCUUGAAAGAGAACUGUAAUGGGAAAUGUAUGGCA
Messenger RNA from Protobothrops mucrosquamatus (brown spotted pit viper), 8014 nucleotides. RefSeq names its product dynein heavy chain 9, axonemal-like. Lineage: Eukaryota; Metazoa; Chordata; Lepidosauria; Squamata; Viperidae. The record is from RefSeq and is a predicted model, not a curated record. The coding region runs from base 1 to 5556 and encodes 1851 amino acids. Gene Ontology annotation, biological process: microtubule-based movement. Gene Ontology annotation, molecular function: minus-end-directed microtubule motor activity; dynein intermediate chain binding; dynein light intermediate chain binding. Gene Ontology annotation, cellular component: dynein complex. The transcript is spliced from 29 exons.